AUGCCUCCCCUCGCACAUCGACCGCCUGGCGGUCGUCGUGGAGGAGGCACUUCAGCCUUCAUGCUGACAUGGGCCCUUCUCUUCCUCCUUGCGGCCGCGUCCCAGCAGCAGUCCCUGCACCAAGCAGCCAAACCAGACACCCUCAUAGCCUCUACCCAUACUCCCAAUCCUUCCUCCAACCGACGGAACCAGGCUGGCCGCAGUCCACCUGAAAUCCCUCUCCUCAAACACGACAUUACCACUGUCAAAUUCCGAAGCACCGAUGACGAUGCUACACACCAGAAAUUCAAUGCCUUGGCUCCAGCACAAGAUGUCAGUGCUGUCCGAGCACCGCUUGCACAGUCUGCCGAGUCCGUUAGUGGACUCUCUGCGCUUCCUCAAGCGCGGCUGUUGCAGGAUUGGGAGGCCGAAGAUCUCGUGCUCAUUGUUACUGUCGAUGGUCAAAUCCAGGCCAGAAGCAGAAAGAACGGCGAAAGGGCCUUGUGGGUCCUCGAGCCCUCUAGCCCUAUGAUACAGACCGUCCACCACUGUCACAACAAUACGGACGAUGAUGAGUCAAACUGUGACCACGACUAUAUCUUCCUGGUCGAACCCACCAAAGACGGAAGUCUCUACAUUCUCUACAAGGACCCGCAGAUUGGGCUGCAGAGACUGCAGACCACCGUGCGAGAACUCGCCUUAGACACACCCAACUACCUCGACACCCCUCCAUUGGUCACGGUCGCUACCCAGGAAACCACCGCCUACGUGAUCGAUGCAACUUCGGGCACCAUUCUUCAGCAAUUUUCCAAGGACGGUGCCGGCUUCCUCGACAAUGAACAAGAACAAAAGUGCCGCCGCUUGACAGGCCUCGAAUUGGAUGAUCCCGCCUGUGCCUCCAAGGGUUCCAUCAAUCUCGGCCGUGUUGAAUACACUGUUCACAUCAGCAACAAGGUCACAAGACAAAAUCUCUGUACUAUCAAAUAUUCCGAAUGGGUCCCCAACAAAGCAGAUGGCGAUCUGCAGGCGCAAUAUAUCAACCCACUUGAUUCUCUGCACAUCCAGACUAGCUUCAAUGGCAAGAUUAUGGGGCUUGAUCACACUGAAAGCAAAGUACAUCGUUGGCAGGGCAAGCUCGACACACCUGUGGCACGAAUAUUCGACGUUGUGCGCCCUAUCGAUACAACAGAUGACAACACGAAUCUGGUGCUGCUGUCAAGACCAUUGGACUCGCCAAACUUGAUCCCCGCCGAGUUCUGGCGAAACGAGAAUCGACGCACGGAGAAAGUUUUCCUCAAUCAAACUGAAGCUGGCAUGUGGUACGCUCUGUCAGAAGUCUCCUAUCCGGGAGUCACCGCUGGAGCUAAUCAAGCUCGUGCCAGCUGGGACGAUGACAGCAAUCCCCUAGAUUUUCGAAACCACAAAGACGAUAUUGUUGGAAUCCACACAAUCCUUGGUGGCCGCCAAAAUGCUCCUGUCAGGCUCACGAUCGAUGGUAGCCCGCCGGAAUCUGGCAUGGUCCUAGAGCCUGAAAAGGCACUGAACCCACCGCCAUCAAACACAACAGACGCCCUCCUGUCAUCCGUUAGCAACAAUUGGUCUCUGAUCAUCAACAUGAUCUUGGUCUCGAUUAUGCUGAUGCUGAUGGGCGUUCAAUUACGCAUACCCGCCUUCUUGAAGCUACAACGCUAUCUGAGAAAGGCCGGCGUCGAAGUGGUUAUUGAUCCUGGCAAAUCACCCAUCGCUACAUCCUCACGCGAGCCAGAAGUAGACCACGUUGAAGUCGAAACACGGAUGCAACCAGAAGAGACGACCGCGGAAGCGGUCGCUGAGGCAGUGGACUUGGCCAUGGUUACGCCAGCGCGCAGCAGAACUCACAGCAGCACGGGUCCAAACAUUAGCCCCAAGAAGGAAACGAAGGUCGAUGAUGAUUACAUCGAUUCGGAGGGCGAGUCAGACGAUGAGAAAGUUUCUCCAUCUGCAAAUGAGAACGGGGACGCCGCCGAACCAAAGCGCAAGGCCAAGCGAGGCAAGCGAGGCGGUAGAAAGAACAAAAAGAAGUCUAUGAACCCCGAAUUAAUGGACGAGUCUUCCACUUUAGCAGUCGAGGCGGCGUGCAAAGACGGCAUGACACAAGCUGGCAGGCUCAAGUUCAAUACCGCUGUCGAGCUUGGACGGGGCAGCAACGGCACAACAGUCUUUCCAGGCUUUUUUGAAGGCCGUGAAGUUGCCGUCAAGCGACUUCUCCGAUCAUCCAACAGUCUCGCCGCCAAAGAGAUCAAGCAUCUACUGUCUAGUGACGAGAACCCUCACGUCAUCCGCUACUUUGGUAAGGAGGAGUCGACCAAUUUUACGUACAUUGCGCUCGACCUCUUCACAACCUCCCUUGACCAAUUUGUCGAGAGACCCUUGCAGUACCCUAAUCUUGUCAGACUCCCAGCAGGCUUCGACAAGAAGGAUUGCUUGCUUCAGAUCACACAGGGUGUAUCCCAUUUGCACUCCCUAAAACUGGUGCACCGCGAUAUCAAGCCGCAGAAUGUCCUCGUCAAGGCCGUCAAGACCAAUCGCCCAACAGACGGCCUUCCCAAGCUGCAUUUCGUCAUUUCGGAUUUUGGACUCGCGAAACCAUUGGAGGAAGGCCCAGAGUCAGCAUUUGCUCCUACUGCCAAUCACACCGCUGCUGGCACUACUGGAUGGCGAGCACCUGAGCUACUUGUCAGCAAUCGAGACGAAAUCGCCGCUCCCACCGCUAAUUCAGUACACUCGAGGUCCACCAAUCAUUCUGCAGAUGGCAGUACCACCGUUCUCGAUCGUCCAUCGGGUCGUCGUGCUACCAAAGCCAUUGACAUUUUCUCUUUGGGUUGCGUCUUCUACUAUGUCAUGACCCAAGGUUGCCACCCCUUCGAUAUUGGAGGCACUUCGCUCGGACGCGACCUAAACAUCAAGGAAAACCGCUUCAGCACCCAGGACCUACGAUUGCACAAUUACCAAUUUGACGCUGACGACCUCAUCAUGCAAAUGCUCAAACAUGACCCCAAGCACCGCCCAGAUACACAAGCUGUGCGCAAGCAUCCCUACUUCUGGCCCGUCGAAGACAAACUUGACUUCCUUUGCGAUGUCUCGGAUUGUUACGAAAAGGAGAAGAACAGCAUCAAGAACAUCCACGAUGAGAACGCUGUUCGUACCGAAGCCGAGCUCGAAUCGCUCAUGGAACUAGCCGCCCUCGAAGAGUUGGGAUCAGACGUAAUAGGACCAACCAAGGACUUCUUGCGAGCUUUGCCGAGGACUUUCCUGACCGAAAUGGGUAAGCAACGGAAAUAUACCGGCAGCAAGAUGAUCGACCUGCUACGCGUGAUACGGAACAAAAAAAAUCAUUUUCAUGAUCUACCAGAGGACGUCAAAGAGAACAUGCUGGGGCUGGCUGCGGGGGUCGAGGACGGCAGACGGAUCACUGCGGGUUACUACGAAUUCUGGGCCAAGCGAUUUCCGAGUCUGCUUGUGAACUGCCACUGUCUCAUCUGGGAACGUGGUCUGGUCCAACGGAUGGGCCUGGGUCGGUAUUAUUUGUAG
Cyphellophora europaea CBS 101466 is the source of this 3549-nucleotide messenger RNA. RefSeq lists its product as uncharacterized. NCBI's taxonomy places the organism in Eukaryota, Fungi, Ascomycota, Eurotiomycetes, Chaetothyriales, Cyphellophoraceae. The transcript has a single exon. Gene Ontology annotation, cellular component: IRE1-TRAF2-ASK1 complex. Gene Ontology annotation, biological process: protein phosphorylation; intrinsic apoptotic signaling pathway in response to endoplasmic reticulum stress; mRNA processing. The record is from RefSeq and is a predicted model, not a curated record. Gene Ontology annotation, molecular function: RNA endonuclease activity; protein serine/threonine kinase activity; ATP binding. Bases 1 to 3549 code for a protein of 1182 amino acids.